This is a messenger RNA of Seriola dumerili (greater amberjack), 3130 nucleotides long. RefSeq names its product G protein subunit gamma 3 (gene gng3). Gene Ontology annotation, cellular component: heterotrimeric G-protein complex. The coding region runs from base 190 to 417 and encodes 75 amino acids. The record is from RefSeq and is a predicted model, not a curated record. Gene Ontology annotation, molecular function: G-protein beta-subunit binding. Gene Ontology annotation, biological process: G protein-coupled receptor signaling pathway. NCBI's taxonomy places the organism in Eukaryota, Metazoa, Chordata, Actinopteri, Carangiformes, Carangidae. The transcript is spliced from 3 exons.
AGAAUUGCAGUGCAUUGGACUGUACAGAGCAGGGUACCAUCCAGGCUGUUGUCUGUGAGGGGUGGGGUCCGGCUACACUGACACCACCAGAUAUAAGCUCACAGAGGGACACAGAGAGGCAGAAAAAAGGGGAGAAAACAGAGAGAGAAGAGGGGGGAAGAUUGCACCUGAAGAGGAAUAUAAUACGGGAUGAAAGGAGACACCCCAGUGAACAGCACCAUGAGUGUCGGCCAAGCCAGGAAACUGGUGGAGCAACUGAAGAUCGAGGCAAGUUUCUGCAGGAUAAAGGUAUCAAAGGCAGCAGCCGACCUGAUGGCGUACUGCGACGCACACGCCUGUGACGACCCCCUGAUCACCCCCGUGCCCACCUCAGAGAACCCUUUCAGGGAGAAGAAAUUCUUCUGCGCUCUGCUUUGAGACAAAUCAGGGAUUGUUGUGAUUAAAAGUACAACUGUACAGUAUGUACAUGUAUGUACAGUGUGUACACGUACUUCCAAUUGAAAUAAGACAUCAAUGUACUAUAGUAACCUUGCAUAAAACCUGCCGAUGUACAGUACAUAAUCAACGACUUAAUGUCUUGAACUAAAUUCUUUAACUGCUAACAUCUGUCCCAAUGUUAGAGGGGAAGAACAAAAAUAUCAUGGGAAUCUGAAACCUAAACGCUCAAUCAACAGAGUGAGGGUUAUUACGACCAAGACCCAAAAACCAGACUAGUAGUCUGAAGAAAUUUUAGAAACAGAAUCACCUGGUUGAAAACAUGUACAUCUCAUGCUCAUAUAUAUAUAUAUAUAUAUAUAUAUAUAUACAUAUAUAUAUAAUACAGGUAACUGCCAAAAAGGUCUUUCUGAGCAUCACCUGUCUUCACAGGCUCCUCCAGUCAUAGGGAUCCUGCAGCUUCUGGAUCAUUUAACUGGGACACUAAAUUCCCACAUUAGGUCUAUGGAUUAUGGUGGUGCUACAUGUGUCAGAUGCUGCUCUGAUAGGUCAGGGCUGCAACUUCUCCCCAUUAUAAACUCCACAUCUACAUUUGAGAUCUGGCAACUGAGAAAAAGACAAGCCUAUGUUAGGUAAUUAAGUAUGACAUUUAACAUAGAUGACACCGUUUCCAUUUGGUGAUGCAGGUAAUAACAUCCAUCCUCCAUCAGAACAGAGAUGCUUUACUUACGAGUAUACAGAAUGUUUUCUCCAUUAACAUUUAGCGCUGCAUCUCAUAUAUUAUCAAUAUAUUUUUUAUAUUUUUUCCCUCUGUUUUGGCAGUUACUUGUAUCUAACAAGGACAACUAUUUAUGAGUGGAUUAUAACCAUAUAAUGUCUUUCUUUCAAGGUUUUAUUAAGACUUUAGCAUUUUGCUCAUUUCUAUACUGUUGCUGUAGUGUGGAUGUGGAAGUGUGUGUGUGUGCAUAGGUGCUACUGUGAAACUUAAGCAACAACUCUGAGCAUCUGAUCACUGUCAUAUCAAGAUUUUAUAGUUCAAUAGCACACAGGCCCAAAUUAAAAAAAAAAAAUAAAAAAAAACAUUCCAGGGGUUAUGGUAAUAUAAUUUACAAUCUAAGCCACUGAAGCAAAAUCAGCUAUUCAGUUAUUGUGAUUGUUACAUGAACAGUUUUCUAUUUCUUUAAGGCAAAAAAUAAAAAAAGUAGUCAUAUUGUACCUUUACAGACAGGUGUACAUCAUCAUUCUGAACUGAGCAGGUCAGAGCUUCUCCAGAGCAGAGGGGCGUGUCAGGGGUUUCCAGAAAAAUCGGAGUCUCUACUUACUCAUGAAAUGAGGGCAGAUGAGAAUGACCUGGGAUUUUCCAUUUUAGUUAAAGGUUUCACUUUCUCUGUGGUUAUUUCUCCAUCUACAGCACAAGCAACUGUUCAGUUCUGUUCGAUCAUAUCCACAAAAAUAAAAAAAAAAAAAAGGAAACUGCUCUUCUUCUAGCAUCUUCGACAUGAUGAAACUUUUGGGAGCACCUGCUCUGGACCAUUUUAGAAAUGAACUUAUGUGUUUUCAAAGUCUUGCAAAUAUCAAAUUUGGAGCUUUGGCGAAAACGUAACCAUGGAAUAUCAAGCAUUGAAAUAAAACCUCCUGUCAUCAAAGGUUUUCUUGUAUUUGUGAUUUUAUUUGAUAAAAAUUGAAUCUAUAAUGAACAUAAAAAACAUGCCCCAGUCUGAAACUUGACUUUUAUUUUUUAAUAAUAAGAGCAAUAUAAUUUCACAGCCAAAUACAGUGUUUUAAAAGGCAGCUGCUACACAACGGUUACAUCUUCAUUUAGCUGGUGACCGGUGGGUGCAAGCAUUAAUCUAUGAGUGGAAGAUUAUGUGAUACGGCCUAGUCAUGCACUACUGUCGAGGUUAUAGUUCAUCUGACUGAAUAACAUGUUAAAAUGAGCAUUAAGGCAUCGUAUGUUUAGAUAUACAGUCAAAGACAAUAUCAAGCUCAGCUGUAAAGACCUGACAGUCUGUGUAGGUGAUAUUCUGUCUUCAUCUAAAGCCACUGCAAACUCAGAUCAGUGAUUUACCUUUUUGUUGUUUAGAUGUAAAUCACUCAGCUCUUAUUUCUACAUACCAGAACAGAAAGGUUUUGCGUCACUCUUUGAAUUGCAGGAUACUAGAACGUUUUCUAUUGGAGCUUAUCAUACAUUCGAUCAUACGACAACAGCAUCUAAGCACAGCAUUAAUGGACAAACAGGGUGCUGAUUCAAUAUCAGUUAUUGGAUUGGAUUAGGAUGGCAUCCAUGAUUCUGUUAAAUCAACAGAAUCCAUGAUUUCCACACAUUAUGGUAGACAUUUAAUCACAACCAGUCGCACCAGUCUGGAUGUCUGUUAUACUCGACCCUGUAGCACUUCAGGCAGAUACAUCCUCUGUUUACUGCUAACAAAAUUAUCACCACUGUCAAACUAAAUUAUUAGACUGGUAAGUUCUUCACUGUAAAGGCUGAAGUCUCACCAGCAACAGACUGAGACCUUGUUGACUGUUUUGAGUUUGUUGCAACAACAUCUUUAUUUAUAUACAUUUCCAUCUCCAGGGUCAAACCAUCUUUGAGUGGACUACAUGUGGGAGUCUGGUCAUUUAGCUUCUUUAUUAGCAGGAAUUAAAGUUAAAAUGGCAAAAUGUUUAUUUAAAAAAAAAAAAAAAAUCAAAGUUU